AUGAAUUCUGCAAAUUAUUGAGUUUGCCCCACUUGCAAAUUUGACUAUAACACAGGCAUUUGCUGUCCCAAAUUCUUGCCUUGAGGCCAUACAGCAUGCUUAGGAUGCAUAACUAGAGCAUAUAUUAACAUGUUGGAGUUUGAAUGACAGAUGUGUGGAAAAAUUGACUCAAAUCUCUAAAUUUAGAACUCCCAGACCCAACUCUUCUAGAGGAUGACCAAGAAACCUUAAAAGUAAUUGAAGCCAUAAAAUAUGCUCAUGGAUCUCGCAAGGAGAGAAGCAGUCGUUCUCCUUCCCCGAAUAGAGGACAGAAGAGGUUUCCUCAUACAGAUAAACCAAUUAGAGACUUCAGAGAUUCUAUAAGCCAACGGACUAUAAGUGAAAGGGACAUGCUCGCUGACAGCGACAGUAGAAUGAGUGUUGACGGUGAUCGAGCAAACAGUGGGGCCUUUUAUGAAAGAAGAAACUCCUUCCAACAAAGAUUUCAGCCCAAAUUCACCUCAAGAAAUGCUGAUUUUGGUCGAAAGAGGACAGACUAUCAUACUACAAAGAGAGAGGUGUUGUUUAAAGAUCAGGAUGAAAAUAAUUUUAAAGAGAGAGAGUUUUCAUUCUCAAAGGAAGACAAGUUCAAAACUCCUGCUCCUGCAAGAGGGUUCAAGCUCAUAUCACCUCUGUCUGUGAAUCCCUUUAAGGAGCCAGAAGAAGUCAAAGAAGAACAAGGUAAAAAUACAUUCAAUAUAUCUACUGAAUGACUCAGAGAUGGAUGUAAAUAUCUGAGAAAGACUGAACCCAAUAGAUACAACACAGAAGGGGUGACUUACUCCAACAAAUAUUGAAGUGAAGAUUGCCAAAAGAUAGCAGAAAAUUUCAAAGAUUUCAGUCACUCUAAAACAUUUGGGUUUAGGUCAAGCAAGUUCUCAAGAAACCCUUUCAGAAGAAUGGCUUAAUCUCAGAAUUAAGGGAAGUGGAUAAUAGUAGAAGUGGCUACUAUUACUCGGAAAUAUUCAAUCA
Moneuplotes crassus is the source of this 1011-nucleotide messenger RNA. NCBI's taxonomy places the organism in Eukaryota, Ciliophora, Spirotrichea, Euplotida, Euplotidae. The record is from the annotation of a GenBank genome assembly.